CGAGAAAAGACAGAAUUUUUUGGAUAACACUCUCAUGCCCGUCCGUUCAAACCUCCUCUCUGUCGCCACCACCGCCCCAUCGCCACAACCUCCUCAAACUUUUCAAUUUGUGCCCGUCUUCUCCCACCCUCCGCAAUCACUUCAAACUUCAAACUGUGGUCGUCACCCCUUCGUCGAUAAGCUUCUCUUCCUUAUCUCUUUCUCUCUCUCUAUGAAGUUCUUCUCUCUAAUUCGUUUGGGAUUAUUUUGUGAGUUUAAGUUCUUCCCAAUUUCUCUUUUCUAAUUGUUGAUUUUCUGUUAUAUGGUCUCUAACUCGUUCAUGCAACUCCAUGGGAUUGUUUUGUGAGUUUGAGUUAUUCCCGAUUUCUCUUUUCUAAUUGUUGAUUUUUUGUUAUAUGGUCUCUAAUUCGUUCCUGCAACUCCAUGGGAUUGUUUUGUGAGUUUGAGUUCUUCAUGAAGUUGCUGUUAUUAGAUGUCUCUGACUUCUCUUUAAAGAUGCAGAGCAAAUAUGGUUGUCCCAAGAAAGAAUCUUCAUUCAGGAGGUCGAUCUCUGAGGUGACAUUGGAGCGAAUGUCUAGCGUUUGGGGUUCCUUUUCCAUUCUUCCUACAAGUGGAAAUACUGGGGUUUAUCCCAUGGAUUGAGUAUAUUCCAGGAAGACAAUAGUGAAGGAAAAGACACUCUAAAGCUUGAGACAAAUGCAGAAUCAUCGAAGGAAGCCCAAAGGGACGAAGCUGUUGGGGCAAAGACUGAAAAUAAAUCUAAAAUCCAGCUACAGAGGCAGAGAAAUCUGUUCCCAUAGUGAAAAAAUAUGUUGAAAAUGUGCCUCCACAAAAAGCACCUUUUGACAAGAAAUUCCUCCCGACAAUGAAUUUGAAACGCGUAUCAGACUUGAAGUUAUCCCUGCAAAUGAAAUUGGGGUCACAUUUGCAGACAUUGGUGCUAUGGAUGAAAUCAAAGAGUCCUUACAAGAAUUAGUCAUGCUUCCUCUUCGACAGACCUCUUUAAGAGCGGACUUCUUAAACCUUGUAGAGGCAUCCUACUUUUCGGUCCUCCUGGAACGGAUAAAACAAUGUUGGCAAAGGCCAUUGCUAACGAAGUCGGAGCAAGUUUCAUUAAUGUUUCAAUGUCUACAAUCACUUCUAAAUGGUUUGGAGAAGAUGAAAAGAAUGUUCGUGCAUUGUUUAUGCUCGCAGCAAAAGUCUCACCUACAAUUAUUUUUGUCGACGAAGUCGAUAGCAUACUCGGCCAAAGGACUAGAGUGGGAGAGCACGAGGCCAUGCGAAAGAUUAAAAAUGAAUUCAUGUCACAUUGGGAUGGACUCCUAACUAGGAAUGAUGAGCGAAUACUAGUUCUUGCUGCGACCAACAGGCCAUUUGACCUUGAUGAAGCAAUCAUUCGGCGAUUUGAACGUCGAAUUAUGGUUGGUCUUCCAUUAGUGGAGAGCAGGGAAUUGAUAUUAAGAACUCUUCUAUCAAAGGAGAAGGCUGAAGAUCUUGAUUUCAAAGAGCUUGCAACUAUGACAGAAGGAUACAGUGGAAGUGAUCUCAAGAACUUAUGUGUGACUGCAGCUUAUCGCCCUGUUCGGGAGCUCUUGUAACAAGAAAGAUUGAAAGAUUUGGUAACUUCAUUAAAGCUUUUCCUCUGUCUCAUCAUUACUUGUAUAUAACAUGAAAUGUUAUGUAAUCAAAAUUCUCCAAAUAAAUUUCUGUUAGAUGAAGUUAGAUCUGAAUGGACGGAGUUCGUAUCAUGUAAUUUUUUUCUUUCUUUAUAUGUUUUGUUCAUAUUCUUGGUAUAAUGUAUUUGGAUUUUUUUUGUAUAUUUGGUACAUUGUGUUAUGAUAUAUCGACCGAAGACAUAUGUUAUGUGUGUGCCA
Messenger RNA from Cucumis sativus (cucumber), 1874 nucleotides. Its product is annotated as spastin. NCBI's taxonomy places the organism in Eukaryota, Viridiplantae, Streptophyta, Magnoliopsida, Cucurbitales, Cucurbitaceae. Bases 1071 to 1598 code for a protein of 175 amino acids. The record is from RefSeq and is a predicted model, not a curated record. Gene Ontology annotation, molecular function: ATP hydrolysis activity; ATP binding. The transcript has 8 exons. Gene Ontology annotation, cellular component: mitochondrial outer membrane.